Molecule: messenger RNA, 958 nt
Organism: Drosophila suzukii
Lineage: Eukaryota; Metazoa; Arthropoda; Insecta; Diptera; Drosophilidae
Gene: TfIIFbeta
Product: transcription factor TFIIFbeta
Biological process (GO): transcription initiation at RNA polymerase II promoter; transcription by RNA polymerase II
Cellular component (GO): transcription factor TFIIF complex
Source: RefSeq, a predicted model, not a curated record
UAAAAAGUAUAUUUCUUGGAGGCUGAUCAGUGGGCUUAUUUCAUUUCACCUUUUAAUUCAAACAAAAUGUCUAAAGACGAGAAGGACAAGACGCAAAUCAUCGACAAGGACCUGGACCUGUCCAACGCAGGACGUGGCGUGUGGCUGGUGAAGGUGCCCAAGUACAUUGCCCAGAAGUGGGAGAAAGCUCCCACGAACAUGGACGUUGGCAAACUGCGGAUCAACAAGACUCCCGGCCAGAAGGCCCAGGUGUCGCUUUCCCUCACACCCGCGGUACUGGCCCUGGAUCCCGACGAGAAGAUACCCACAGAGCACGUCCUAGACGUGUCACAGGUCACCAAGCAGACGCUUGGCGUAUUCUCGCACAUGGCUCCUUCCGAUGGAAAGGAGAACUCGACGACUCCGGCAGCGCAGCCAGACAACGAGAAGCUGUACAUGGAGGGCAGGAUUGUCCAGAAGUUGGAGUGCCGGCCCAUCGCCGACACUUGCUACAUGAAGCUCAAGCUGGAGUCCAUCCGGAAGGCAUCGGAGCCACAGCGCCGGGUGCAGCCCAUCGACAAGAUUGUCCAGAACUUCAAGCCCGUCAAGGAUCACGCACACAAUAUCGAAUACCGGGAGCGCAAGAAGGCUGAGGGCAAGAAAGCGCGCGACGACAAGAACGCCGUGAUGGACAUGCUCUUCCACGCGUUCGAGAAGCAUCAGUACUAUAACAUCAAAGAUCUGGUCAAGAUCACCAACCAGCCCAUUAGCUAUCUGAAGGAGAUUCUCAAGGAUGUCUGCGAUUAUAACAUGAAGAAUCCGCACAAGAACAUGUGGGAGCUCAAGAAGGAGUAUCGGCACUACAAGACUGAGGAGAAAAAGGAGGAGGAGCACAAAUCGGGCAGCAGCGAUUCGGAAUAGCAUUAGCACUAGCAGAUUCUUCGACUUACUUUCAUUAAAACAUAUUUAAGUGAUUGCA